Gadus chalcogrammus (walleye pollock) is the source of this 1424-nucleotide messenger RNA. Its product is annotated as zinc finger protein 445-like. The record is from RefSeq and is a predicted model, not a curated record. NCBI's taxonomy places the organism in Eukaryota, Metazoa, Chordata, Actinopteri, Gadiformes, Gadidae. Gene Ontology annotation, molecular function: nucleic acid binding; zinc ion binding. Bases 384 to 1382 code for a protein of 332 amino acids. The transcript has 2 exons.
UAAAACACAGGUGUGGAGGUGGGGCGGCGUCUGGCCUGCAGGGGGAGUAUGGAGCACCGGGUCCGCUGGGGUGAUGGGGUCUGAUUGUGGACAGGUGUCUGCAAUCUGACCCAAUCAGGAAGUGUGUAUUUAUGUGCCUGCUUGUCUUUCAGUCAGGGGUUGAGAGAGAGAGAAGGAAGACGCUCUCUGCGAGAUAGAGAGAGCGUUGUAAGACCAGGAGACGGACGGAUUGAACAUUGAACUUUGUCCUUUUGUUCGUGUGACUUUGUGUUUGUUUAACCCGAAGUGGAAAUAAACGGGAGUUCGCUCCAUUUCCACAAAGAAAUGUGUCCUGACUCCGGUGAACCCGUUACACUGGAGCCCAAUGUGGGGCGGAGUCAAUUAUGGAUCCAUCGUCAUUGGCCAGUGCCCCCGGACACCUGGCACAAACAGCGGAGCGUCAGACCCAGCUGCAGCUGGCCCAGAACGAGGUCCUGGUGGAGCUGGCCCGCUCCUUGGCCACCGACCGGGAGGCCAUGCGGGAGCUACUCGGCUCCGGAGAACGCGGCGGGGUAACCCGACCGUGGCGACAUAUAUAUGUCCCCAAGAUGGGGGAGGCCGACGACCGAGAGGCCUUCCUGGAGACCUUCCGGGGGGUGGCCGAGGUCUCAGAGUGGCCGCCGCAGGAGUGGGCCCACCGUCUCCUGCCUCUGCUGACGGGAGAGGCCCAGCUCGUGGCCCAUAGCCUACCAGCGGCGGCCCAGAAGGACUUCGACGCCGUCGCCAGGGCUAUCCCGGACCGGUUGGGCCUAAACCCGGAGGAACAACGCCGCCGGUUCCGGGCCCUGGCCUUCAACGACGGCGACCGGCCCUUCACCUACGCCCAGCAGCUGCGGGACCAGGCGAGGAGGUGGCUGGGCCCGGAAAAAAACACACCGGAGGAGAUAGUGGAGCAGGUGGCCCUGGAGAGGUUCGUCGAGGGGCUUCCGACCAGAACAUCAACCUGGGUCCGGUACCACCAGCCCGGGAGCCUCUCGGCGGCCGUCAACAUCGGAGGGCCACCUGGCUCCCCCUCUGUCGGACCGACGACCGCCGAUCCCGAGCCCGCGGACCGGUGCAGCAGCCCUGCAGCGGGACAGGCCCACCCCGGGGCCGAGGGCGAGAUUGGGGGGGGGGGUCCCAGUCCGGAGCAGGCACAUAGUGCACCUUCCCACCCCGUCCCGCAGACAGGCACUCAGACGGCAGGGGAGGCGUGUUGGCGGUGCGGACGGCCGGGCCACCUUCGGCGGGACUGUCCGUUGAUGGAGGUGGGCCAGGUCGUCCGCGUCACCGGUGCCCCGGUUCUUCUCCAUGGUCCCGGCGAGGCGUACUGUAUCCCGGCAGACGCGUCGGAUAGGGGGUAGGGCGCGGUCCUGACCCAGCAGGUGGAGGGGGCCGACCGUCCG